AUGGCCGCUGUUAUUAAGGCAAUCAACGCGAAGAUCCGCUCCAACAAGGUAGCGGACUAUGUCUGCUCAACCCAUUUCUGGGGCCCUGUCUCUAACUUCGGUAUUCCCUUCGCUGCUGUGAUGGAUACUCAGAAGGACGCUGAAAUUAUCUCUGGUACUAUGACCGGUGCUCUGAUCGUCUACGCCGCUACCUUCAUGCGCUACUCUCUCGCUAUCACGCCUAAGAACUACCUUCUUUUCGCUUGCCACUUGACCAAUUUCGGUGCUCAGACUACUCAGGGAUACCGCUACCUGCAAUACUGGAACUGGGGAGGCCGGGAAGCUCAGCUUGCCGAAAAGGCCAAGCAGGGCAAGGCUGUUGCUGAGGGCUCAUCCGCAUAA
Penicillium angulare is the source of this 381-nucleotide messenger RNA. Its product is annotated as pyruvate transporter MPC1. The transcript has 4 exons. Bases 1 to 381 code for a protein of 126 amino acids. NCBI's taxonomy places the organism in Eukaryota, Fungi, Ascomycota, Eurotiomycetes, Eurotiales, Aspergillaceae. Gene Ontology annotation, biological process: pyruvate import into mitochondria. The record is from RefSeq and is a predicted model, not a curated record. Gene Ontology annotation, cellular component: mitochondrial inner membrane.